Diaporthe batatas is the source of this 543-nucleotide messenger RNA. RefSeq lists its product as uncharacterized. NCBI's taxonomy places the organism in Eukaryota, Fungi, Ascomycota, Sordariomycetes, Diaporthales, Diaporthaceae. The record is from RefSeq and is a predicted model, not a curated record. Bases 1 to 543 code for a protein of 180 amino acids. The transcript is spliced from 2 exons.
AUGGCGGGCCUUGAGCUCGUGGCCAUCCAAGACUCCACCACAGGCCUCGACCACGCGUUGGCCUCUUUGUCCGCCUUCCUCAACAGUAACUCCGUAUAUCUUGACGCUUUCGUUCAAGAGACGAAGAACUUCGUCCGCGGCACCUAUGAUGCUUUAGAGAUACUCGUACCUUUCCACAUAGGGACCCGUCCCUCGCCCGGGGUCACGACCACAGAGUUAACCGAUCUUGAAUCUGGCAUAAAUGUCCUCGAAUUUCCUCACGCCGGUCAGGACCUCGAAGACAAUCAUCUCGAGCACGCCGAUGGCUCGGAAGACGUUCAACUGGCCACCAUGGGCGAACAACUGGAACAUGUGGAGGAACUCUCUUCUCACCCCUAUCAAGCUCUCAUGCAGAUGUUAGUUCGCUUCUUCGGACCUCUAUCCCUGAUAGUGGUCCCUGGUCUCGUUCUUGCGGUCAUAACGGGGCAUUUGUCAUGGGACGUAGCCCUCUGCGGCGCCUUGGCUACUGUUCUCACUGCACAGUUUCCUCGCAAGUCUUCAUAA